AUGCCUCGAAUCGCCCAGGGACCGCGCAGGAGCGGGAGUAGAGUCACUUCUGGCUCUCUCCUCGCGUCCCCCUUCAAAUCGCCAGUCAAGAUUCCCCUCAACGACGACGCUCAAGAGAAGGCCCAACGAUCCCACGGCCGCAAGGCGGCUCACGAGGCCCAGAUCAACCAGCUCCGGGCGGCAGCGACGAGCACUCCGCGCAGGUCGAGCACCUCGUUCAACGAUUUCCAGAAUGCCGAAACGCCAGGUUCCAGCCCGCGGACGCCGCGCCGCCGUAGGAGCGUUAACUAUACCACCAUCCUGGACGACGACGAACAGCUCGUCGUUGGCGGCAAGGCCGUCACCCCGAUGAAGCGGGUGCCUAUUCUUGCCAACUUUGAGGAGUGGAUGAAGAUGGCGACCGACAACAAGAUCAACGCCGCCAACUCGUGGAACUUUGCGCUCAUCGACUACUUCCACGACAUGUCGCUGCUCAAGGAGGGGGAUGGCGUCAAUUUCCAAAAGGCCAGCUGCACCCUCGACGGGUGCGUCAAGAUCUACACCAGCAGAGUCGACAGCGUUGCCACCGAAACCGGCAAACUGCUCAGUGGCUUGGCCGACAGCCGCGACAACAAGAGGAAAGGCCGCGAUGGGGACGAGGAAGAGGACGAGGAGGAAGAGGUCGACGAAGAUGGCAACGUUAGGAAGAAGCCCAAGAAGAAGACCCAGAGAUCGUCCGAAGCCACCCUUGCACCAUCCUUUGCGUCUCUGCAGCUGAAAAAGCUGGAGCUCGAGUUCGCCGUCGACCCGCUCUUCAAGAAGGCGUCCGCAGACUUUGACGAGGGCGGCGCAAAGGGCCUCCUGCUGAAUCAUCUGAUGAUUGACUCGCAAGGCCGGAUCGUAUUCGACAGCAGCGAUGACGCCGAAGAUGCUGCCGAGGCUGCCUCCAAGUCCCGCACGCGGGAUGAGGGGGAGAAUGUCAAUGGAGAGGAGGGAGACGAGGAUCUUUUGAUGACCGACCGGGACGAGACUCCUGCGCCGGAGCGGUCAAAGGAGCAAGGGCGGAAGGAUGAGGAGGAGGAAGAGGAUGUGGAAAUCGACGUUCCCGGUCUCGGGGCGAGGUUCUUCCCGGAUCUCAAUAUCCUGGACAGCCUGGACGUUUGCCCGUCCCUCAAAACCUUUGAUCUCGGCGACCCUUCGGGCUCCUUGGAUAUUCCGUUCCUCAGGGCGCCCGACGACUGGCGCGACCAAGACAAGGAGAAGACACCAGGGCCGGGGGGGAUCGGCGACAAGUCGGGCAUGUUCAUUGACGAGGAAAACCCGCUCGGAUUCGACGACGAAGACGGGCUCGGCACCUUUGAUCUGGGUGCAGAUAUGAUGCGCGUUUACGACGCCGGCCUGGGCAUGGGGGAUGGCGCCGCGGCGGACGGAGAAGGCGACGGCGCGGACCUGCUUGAUUCCGGGAACGGCGACUUUGCCAUCUCCAUGACGCACGCCCAAAAGGCCGACAGGGUGCACGAGGAUAUCCUCAGCUACUUCGACCAGGCGCUGCAGAAGAACUGGACCAGCGCCGAGCACUGGAGGAUACGGAAAAUCAAGGACGUGAACAAGCCGACCGAGCCCACGAGGCAACGCAAGGAGAAGCAGCCGUUCGAGAUCGAUUUUGCCGCUCCGCUCGACCCGGCCGUCGCCGAGGCCAUCUACACCCAGGCGUCCAGCAACGCGGCCAUCUCCCUCGCCAAGAAGGACUGGAAGUCCAAGUCGCGCAACCUGCUCCCGGACGACAAGCACUUCAGCUCCAAACAGCUCCUGAGCCUCUUCCUCAAGCCCAAGGCCCGCAUGGGCCGUCGGCGGGUGCUCGGCAGCGGCAGCCGGAUCGGCAACGUCGACUCGCAGCGCCAGCAAAACGACGUACCCGAGGGGGAGAUGGACGAGGCAUUCUGGGCCUCUCAGAAGGCACCCCUGCAGUCGGCCGACCACCACCACGCCUCCUCCCCGGACGACGAGGGUCUGCCGCAGGGCGACUACGACGCCAACUUCUUCCAGGACGACGGCCUGCCGUUCGCGGGCGGCGGCGGCCGGGACGACGACGACGACGACGACGACAUGGACGAGUUCGCCGACGCGCGCGAUCACUUCUCGCCCGAGGCCGGCGGGCCGGGCAUGAUGACGGACGUGGGCAUGACGGGCGCCUUUGGCGGCCUGACGGUGACAAACCCGGCCGAUCUGGCCUUCGGCACCAUGCUGGUGACGCAGAACAGGAGGGUCCGGCCCGAAUAUGUGCAGUACGCCCGGGUGGCCAAGAAGGUGGACGUCAGGCGACUCAAGGAGGAGAUCUGGAAGGGCAUGGGCUUCGAACGGCCUGAUGACGAAAACCAGGCCGCGGCAAACAACAACAACAACAGCCGCCUCAUGACCCCGACCUCCCCCGAAAAGUCGACCACGUCCACAGCACCGGGUACGGAAGCGGAUCCGACGCUCAAGUUCACCGACGUUAUGAACGACCUGCAGCGCGUCUACCCGAAGCCGGUCAUGGACGACAUCUCGACCAGCUUCUGCUUCAUCUGUCUGUUGCACUUGGCCAACGAGAAGGGCCUGGUCAUCGAGAAGACCGAAGGGCUGGACGAGUUGUUAAUCAGGAAGGAUUGGACCGCGGAAAUCACGGAGGGGGAGUAA
This is a messenger RNA of Thermothelomyces thermophilus ATCC 42464, 2655 nucleotides long. Its product is annotated as condensin complex component cnd2-like protein. Gene Ontology annotation, cellular component: condensin complex. Gene Ontology annotation, biological process: mitotic chromosome condensation. The transcript is spliced from 5 exons. The record is from RefSeq and is a predicted model, not a curated record. Lineage: Eukaryota; Fungi; Ascomycota; Sordariomycetes; Sordariales; Chaetomiaceae. Gene Ontology annotation, molecular function: chromatin binding. Bases 1 to 2655 code for a protein of 884 amino acids.